CUGAUUUCUCAAAUGGGUUUAAGCAGAGACUCACUUCAGUUCCCAUGGCCUCAAACAUUCCUCUCCAUAUCAUCGACGAAGAUGGCGAUGGUGACUUCCAAGAUGAGUUUGAUUGGGAAGCAGCCGUUAGAGAAAUCGAUAAGGCAUGCGAUGACAGAAAUUUUGCUACUUCAUCGUCUUCUCAUUUUGCUCCUCCACCUACUGUAUCCCAUACAUCUAAGAAAAACGCUUCAAAGCAAUCCACGCUCAACAGAUUUAUUGGGAAGGUGGGACUCCGGCCUCCUGAAUAUAAUCGGACGGCUGAGAGUUAUGUCGGUGCUGAGGCUGAGCAAGUGUCAUCCGUUCACAUUGAUGCCGAGGCUGCUAAAGCUUGGAUCUACCCAGUUAAUAUCCCUCUUCGUGAUUAUCAAUUUGCCAUAACCAAGACAGCACUAUUUUUAAAUACAUUGGUGGCAUUGCCAACAGGCCUUGGAAAAACACUUAUUGCCGCAGUUGUAAUUUUUAACUACUUCAGAUGGUUUCCAGAAGGGAAGAUAGUCUUUGCUGCUCCUUCUCGACCACUUGUCAUGCAGCAGAUAGAAGCAUGCCAUAAUAUCGUUGGAAUUUCACAGGAAUGGACAAUUGAUAUGACAGGUCAGAUAUGUCCAACAAAAAGAGCAAUAUUUUGGAAGACUAAAAGAGUUUUCUUUGUUACCCCACAAGUUUUAGAGAAAGACAUUCAAUCUGGCACAUGUUUGUCAAAGUAUAUUGUUUGUUUGGUGAUUGAUGAGGCUCAUCGAGCAUUGGGAAAUUAUUCCUAUUGUGUGGCUGUUCGUGAGUUAAUGUCAAUGCCAGUGCAGCUGAGAAUAUUAGCUUUGACUGCAACACCGGGAUCGAAGCAGCCCACUAUCCACCAAAUAAUUAACAACAUAUGUAUAUCAACACUUGAGUAUCGUGAUGAACAUGACCAUGAUGUCAGUCCAUAUGUUCACAAUAGAAAGAUAGAACUGAUUGAGGUUCCAUUGGGGCAAGAUGCGCUUGAGGUGAAUAAUAAGUUGUUAGAAGUAAUUCGUCCUUAUGUGGCCAGGCUUCACGCCAAUGGACUUAUUCAAAAUAGAGACUAUCAGACUUUAAGCCCAAUAGAUUUACUUAAUUCAAGGGAUAAAUUUCGUCAAGUACCUCCCCCAGAUCUUCCACAUAUCAAGUAUGGAGAAGUUGAAGCAUAUUUUGCUGUUCUUAUUACACUUUACCACAUUCGUAAGCUUCUUUCAAGCCAUGGAAUAAGACCAGCAUAUGAGAUGCUGGAGGAGAAGUUGCGACAAGGGCCUUUCUCGAGAACGUUGAGUAAAAAUGAAGAUAUAAUGAAUGCAAAGCUUUUAAUGCAACGGAGUUUGUCUCAUGGUGCACCUAGUCCAAAAUUGUCGAAACUGUUAGAAGUAUUGAUUAACCAUUUCCAAACAAGGGAUCCACAAAACUCCAGGGUGAAAACAAUUUCUAUAGUCUUGGACAUAAUGAAUGCACUAGAAAGUGUUCGAGAUUUAGUCAAAGCAACUGAAUUUAUCGGUCAAAGCUCAGGGAAAACAUUGAAAGGCCAGUCUCAAAAAGUUCAACAGGCAGUUUUGGAGAAAUUUCGAGCUGGUGGCUACAAUGUUAUUGUUGCCACAUCAAUUGGUGAAGAAGGCUUGGAUAUCAUGGAAGUUGGUCUUGUAAUAUGUUUUGACGCCAAUGUUUCACCUUUGAGGAUGAUACAACGGAUGAGGAGAACUGGAAGGAAACAUGAUGGACGAGUUGUAGUUCUAGCCUGUCAAGGGUCAGAGUUGAAGGGUUAUAUGCGAAAGCAAGCCAACAGCCAGUCUAUAAAUAAGCAUAUGCAAAAGGGUGGAAUACAUAGCUUUUGUUUCCAUCCCAGUCCUAGAAUGAUUCCUCGCAUUUUCAAACCAGAAGUCCAAUUUGUAGAGCUCUCAAUUGACCAAUUUGUUCCUCGUGGAAAAAAACUGAAGGAUGAUCAUGCUAUUGAGACACCACGUUUUAGGGAAAAACUAACUGUUGAGGAGACUGAUUUGAUUGUCAAGUAUUUCCAUCCUACCAGUGAGAGCACUUGGAGACCUUCACUCAUUGCCUUCCCUAGCUUCCAAGCAUUUCCCUCCAAAGUCUGUAAAGUAAUGCAUUCUUAUAGAACAGAGAUGCUGAUAGGUUCCAUGCAACGUCUGUGUAUUGGUGUUUGA
Messenger RNA from Hibiscus syriacus, 2204 nucleotides. RefSeq names its product DEAD-box ATP-dependent RNA helicase FANCM-like. NCBI's taxonomy places the organism in Eukaryota, Viridiplantae, Streptophyta, Magnoliopsida, Malvales, Malvaceae. The transcript is spliced from 17 exons. Gene Ontology annotation, biological process: double-strand break repair via synthesis-dependent strand annealing; interstrand cross-link repair; replication fork reversal. Gene Ontology annotation, molecular function: four-way junction DNA binding; hydrolase activity; four-way junction helicase activity. The record is from RefSeq and is a predicted model, not a curated record. The coding region runs from base 45 to 2204 and encodes 719 amino acids.